Molecule: messenger RNA, 6116 nt
Organism: Girardinichthys multiradiatus
Lineage: Eukaryota; Metazoa; Chordata; Actinopteri; Cyprinodontiformes; Goodeidae
Gene: prkcg
Product: protein kinase C, gamma
Exons: 17
Coding region: 1378-3549 (723 amino acids)
Biological process (GO): protein phosphorylation
Molecular function (GO): zinc ion binding; diacylglycerol-dependent serine/threonine kinase activity; ATP binding
Source: RefSeq, a predicted model, not a curated record
CAUGGCCUAAGUCAAAGCCAGCUCUGUUUAUAGUAAUUUCUCAUGAAGUUCCGGAUAAAGUCUACAUUACUUGAAAGGAAUGUUUUGUUGUCUUUCUCAUUUUGAAGAGUAACUAAAAUGACUGGGGCUCUGUGCCACAUGGUACAGUAUUUAUUCCCCAGGAAAACUGAAAGUUCUAAAUAAAUAGUUAAAGGUUCCUAGAAACUCUAAACUUAAAAGUACAGUAAUUUACAAAUUAUUCUUAAUAUUUCUAAUUAAAUGUAUUCAAAUAACUGUCUGUAGUCUGGCUAGGACAGAAUAUUUAAAUCCAUUGUUUUUACUAAUCAUAUCUAGAAAUCCUAUCCUCCUCCUCCCAUUUAAGCCAUGCUUUUGAAACAACACAAAAAAAAAAAAGCUGGACUAAUUAGGUUUGAAUGAUGACCUUAUUUGUAACAAACUGUUUUUUGUAUGUGUGUGUAUAUUUGCGAUAGCCCACCAUCCCCACUCAGAAAGAAAACUACCAUUCCCAUCAGGCUCAGCUGACCUGGUUUCAGUGUAGAUUGGGGCACUGUUAUCAUGUCACCACUUGUUCUGAUCUCAGAUCAUUGGGAUCCAGUGGACAUCCUGCCACUGCUCAUGUCUCAGGCCUGGUGAUCGCUCUGUCAUACAAAUCCAAGAUUUGCUAAACCAAGCUGAAAAUUUCUCGGAUUCUCCACCUCUUGUGUUCUUGAAUCUUUCUGGUCCAUGAAGAAUGCCUCCUAUCUUCUCCCUCUUCCUCCCUCUGUUUGGCACAAAAGGAAGUGGGAACCAGUUGGCACUUGAGUUUCCAUACUGUACUGAUUGUGGCAAAAUGGCAGCUUUUGCUUCCUCCUUCCUCCUUGCUGUGAUUCCCUCACCCUCUCCUGAGAGAAGUAACCCAGAUUUCAAAAUGAAUCGCCGCCUAUUCCCCUCAAUCUUUCUCUUCUCUCCAUCGCUCUCUCUUUCUCUAUUUUUUCCACCCUCUCUUUCUCUCUUAUUCUCUCUCUAUCUCUCAUCCUCUUCCUCGUAAUACAGAAUCAAUCUUGGAAAGAGAAUACCACCUCUCUAUCCCGUACUCCUACUCACCCUGCCUCUGGGUUAACGGAUAUAUACCACUUCAAACCUCAUUGCUUGCUUUUUGAAAACUUGUACCAGUCAAAUUGCCUGUUGCGUUCAUUUGAAGUGAUGUCCUUUUUUGUUUCUUGAGCUGCUUUUUCUCUCCUAGCUGCUGAGUUUUCUGGCUUGUCUACCUAUUUUUUUUGUUUUGUUUUUUUUUGUUUGUUUUUCUUAUUUAAGUUGACCAGCUUUUGGUGCACACCAGAUUUUCAAUCGAACACAUUCAGACGAAGAGUGACGGAGAGGACGACGGAAUUGUCUUGGAUGAGAAUUUUCUUCAAAAUUACCAAAAACUACGCUCUCAGCCUCCUCUUGCUACAUCCCACAGACAUCAUGUCCACCCCAGUGUCCCCUUCCCCCUCCCUCUCCCCCCUGACGCUGACUUCCCCCACAUCACCAUCCUCCCCACUGCCCUCGCCCCUCUCCCCUCCGCCCAGGGUGCCCGUGUUUCAAAGGAAGGGAGCGCUCAAACACAAGAGGAUUGUCGAGGUGAAAGACCAUCAGUUCACAGCACGCUUCUUCAAGCAGCCCACCUUCUGCAGCCACUGCACCGACUUUAUAUGGGGCAUUGGUAAGCAGGGAUUCCAGUGUCAAGUUUGCAGUUUCGUGGUCCAUAAAAGAUGCCACGAGUUUGUCACCUUCACAUGUCCCGGAUCUGUGACUGCCCCCAGGCCCGAUGACCUGAAGAGUCAACACACUUUUAAGAUCCACACGUACUCUAGCCCCACAUUCUGUGACCACUGUGGAUCACUGCUGUACGGACUCAUUCACCAGGGCAUGAAAUGUACCGGUUGCGACAUGAACGUCCAUCGGAGAUGUGAGACCAGCGUUCCCAGUCUGUGCGGUCAGGAUCACACAGAGAAAAGAGGUAGAAUCCACCUGACCAUCAGAGGAGACAAGGAAGAUAUCUACGUCACAGUUCGGGAGGCUCGCAAUCUGAUGCCCAUGGAUCCAAACGGUUUAUCAGACCCAUAUGUAAAACUAAAAUUGAUUCCAGACCCAAAGAGUCACAGCAAACAGAAGACUAAGACCAUCCGAUCAACACUCAAUCCCGUCUGGAAUGAGAGUUUCACCUUCUCAGUGCGGGGCAACCAGUGGGACAGGCGUCUGUCUGUUGAGGUGUGGGACUGGGACCGGACGUCCAGGAACGAUUUCAUGGGAGCUCUCUCAUUCGGAGUCAGCGAGAUCUUCAGACGUCCUAUUUGCGGUUGGUUCAAGCUGCUUGCACAGGAUGAGGGCGAGUACUACAACAUCCCAGUGCCCGAUCCAGAUCUGCAGGAACCUCAGCCAGAUGUUACAACACCCUCUCUGCCUCAGGUGUUGGCUGCCCCGGUGCCUGAGCCUUUUCCAGUAGUCCUGUCUCCAACCCCUGUCCCAUCCUGCCCGCCCAUGCACUCUCCGGGUCCCGGCAAAGUCAGAGUGGCAAUCCAUGAUUUCAACUUCCUCAUGGUGCUGGGCAAAGGCAGCUUUGGCAAGGUGCUGCUGGCAGAAGAGCGAGGCAGCGAGCGUCUGUUUGCAGUGAAGGUCCUUAAAAAAGACGUUCUCUUCCAGGAUGAGGACACGGAGAGUGCUCUGGUGGAGAGGAGGGUUCUAGCGCUCCCCUCUCGUCCUCACUUCCUCACCUCGCUCUAUUGUGCCUUUCAGACUGAGGACCGUCUAUAUUAUGUUAUGGAAUAUGUCAACGGUGGAGAUCUGAUGUUUCACAUUCAGCAAGUCGGGAAGUUCAAAGAGCCCCAUGCAGCGUUUUAUGCAGCAGAGGUUGCCGUUGGCCUCUUCUUCCUCCACGGCAAAGGCAUAAUCUACAGAGAUCUGAAGCUGGAUAAUGUGCUGCUCGACAGCGACGGUCACAUAAAGAUCGCGGACUUCGGGAUGUGCAGGGAGGGCAUGUUUGGGGGCGACACCACUCGCACGUUCUGCGGCACUCCUGACUACAUCGCCCCUGAGAUUGUGGCGUAUCAGCCCUAUAAUAAAGCAGUGGACUGGUGGUCUUAUGGAGUACUGUUGUAUGAAAUGCUGGCAGGUCAGCCGCCGUUUGAUGGCAUCGAUGAGGAGGAACUGUUUCAGUCCAUAAUGGAACAGAGUGUCUCCUACCCCAAAAGUCUCUCUCGGGAAGCUGUUGCCGUCUGCAAAGGACUCCUGACAAAGCACCCCGCCAAGCGUCUGGGUGGAGGAGAGGAUGCUGAAAGGGAUAUUAAGGAACAUCCUUUCUUCCAUUGGAUAGACUGGGACCGUCUUGAGAGACUGGAGAUACAGCCACCGUUCCAACCUAGAACUGGCGGGAGAAAAGGCGAGAACUUUGACAAGUUCUUCACAGCGGCCCCAUCCGUCCUCACUCCAUCGGAUCCAGAUGUGCUGGCAGCCAUCAACCAGGAUGACUUCCAGGGAUUCUCUUUCCUCAACCCAGACUUUGCUCCCUCGCCUCUCACAGCUAUUUGAAAACUGUCCCCUCCAAGUCCCCCCUGUUAUUUAUCAUAUAGUAGUUUUAUAGUUGAGAUUCAGAGCAUGAGAACUAGCGACAAAUAUUUCACCUCUUGUAACCAAAUUCUGACAUUUACAUUAAAAUGCCUGGACCCUUUGGUUUUCCCUCACUCUUUAUCACGUGUAUGUUCUGUUACUGCAUCUGUAUUAACCAAGCCAGUAUUACUAUUUGCCACACUAGAGUUCUUUUUUAUAGGAUCUGUCCUGUUGUAAGAUUAUUGUAGUGUCAGAAAGAUAAAUGAAUCUCUUUGCAUGCAGCUAAUGUUUAUAGAGCUAAACGGAAGAUAAAAGUCGACAGUUGUCUGAACAGGCAAUUUACCAGUGACAUCUCUAUUCUUACAGCUAUACAGAUAAUAUAAUAUGCAAAACAAAUCUUCUUUAAAUUAUUAGCCAUAAAUGAUGUUUCUUUAAAGGUCUACUCUGCUUAAAUGUGUUUCUAUCAUAGAUGACCUCUUCAGCACCUAAAUGUGUGUUUUUAAAUCUAAAUCUAAAUGACUUGAUGACUAUGAAGCAAUCUGAAUGGUCGGUUUAUUUCUCUUUUACAUUUUUUAUUACACAAGAAUGUGAAAAGACUCAUUCAGACUCUUUUGGCCUGCCUCAACCUCUCAGUUUAAUGUCAUAAGAGUGAGUGACCUCAGCUGAUUCAUGAAGGUGCAUAAAUGAGGCAGUGGGCACAAUGUGACAGUGACUGCAGGCAACGUUUCUGCCCUAAAACUGCUGGGCUUUGAGUUGCAUUACUUGAUAUUCGCACAUCAUGUCUUCUCUAACACAGCCCAUUGCAAAAAUAUUCAUACUCCGUAAACCUUUUUUUUUCUACAUUUUUAUCCAUUACAACCACACACUUUAUAAAUUUAAUCAGGAUUUAAUGUGAGAGACCAACACAACACAGUGAAUAAUUAUGAAUUUGAAGAAAAAUGAUACAUGGCUUUCAAAACAGUUUGGGAUGUGGAUGUAUUAACCCUUCUCGUCUCAUUACUUUGUAGACCCACCUUUUGCUGCAAACUUUUUGGGGAAUGUCCUUACCCGCUGUGUUCAUCUAGAGACUGAGGUUUUGGGCCAUUCUUCUUCCAUAACUACACAAGCACAAUUGUACUGGACAUGAACAUAAAUUUUCAAAGUUUCCCAUUGAUCUGGACUUUGAUUGAGCCACUCCAACACAAUAAUGUUCUUCAAGCUAAGCUAUUGUAGCUCUGGUUAUAUGUUUAGGGACAUUGCCACAUGUUUUGCGGCCUCUAACAAGUUUUCUUCCAGGACUCUCCUGUAUUUAGAUCCAUUUAUCUUCCAAUCAACCCUCACUACCUCCUGCUGAACAAACGCAUCCCCACAGCAUGAUGCUAUCACAACCAUGUUUCACUGUAGGGAUGAUGCGUUUAGAUGCAUGUGUGGUGUUAGUUUUCCACCACAUGUAGGCCAAAGAGAUCAAGUUUGGUGUUGUCUGACCAGAGUUACUUCUUAAAUAUAAAUGCAAUUCUCCAACUUGGCUUCAGGCUAGGGUUGAACAAAACAUUCAAUAAUGUCUUUCUUCUUGCCGCUGUUUCAUAAAGGCCAGGUUUCAGGAUUGCACCAGAAAUAACUCAGGAGGAUGUCUGCAAGACUUUCAGAGUUAGGCUGGGGGUCUUUUGGCUGAUUUUCUGAAUAAUGUUUUCCUUGUCUGGCCAGUUUGUUUAUGUUCCUGUUGUGUUCCUUGGUCUUCAUUGUGCUCUUUAUUCACUCAAAGAAAUGUUUCAGGUCUUCAUAAGAGAGCUCUUUUAUAGUGAGGUUAAACUAAACACAGGGGGACUGUAUUUAUUAAUUAAAUGGCCUCUGAAGGCAGUUGUUUGCACUGGUUUUUAUUGAGGGGCAUCAGAGUGGACAGGGUAAGUCAAAUGCAUGCAGAAAAAAAAUAAUCUAAAAAGCCAUUUAUCCUUUUUCUUUCACUUUGCAAUUAUGCUGUUUUUUGUGUUGGUCAAUCACAUAAAACACAUUGCGGUUUUCAUGUAAUGGGACAAAUUGUUAAAAAGCUUAAGGGGUAUUAAUAUUUACGAAAAGACACAAUUUGAACUUUAAAUGUUUUACUGCAGAUUAAGAAAACAUAAUACUUCAUGUUCCAAACAAGCUUGUUAGCUUGUUACAGCACCGAAACGUGUGUUUUCCUCUGUAUAUACAGGAAAGCUUUUUGCUGUGUAAUAACAUACAGCACACAGUAUUGAUUGGGAGUAAUUAGAAGGGAGACUCAAUGGGACAGUUCAAUACAUGGAAAAAAUAAUACAAGCAGUGCAUUUAUUUCAACCUGCCUGAUCAGGGCAGGUGGCUGCAACAUCUCCAAUAUAGUCCCAAAAAUGGGUUUUAUUUCUUUAAUAGAACUUAUGGGUUGAUGAUCGCUUUCUGUCCCACCUAACAGUAUUUCAAUACAAUAGAGACUAAAAAAAUAUGUAAUUAUCAGAAAUCUAUUAUAGUUAAUUUGUCUAUUUGUCAGUCGAGAUAACUUUUUUUGUUUUCAUGUGCUGGGACAAUAACUUGAAAAUAAACCAACUGAGAAAGUCACA